CAUCAGUGGUGUGUAGUUCAGCGCGGGCAAAACAUGGUCGUGAGCAAGCCAGCGAAGGAGGGUGGCCGCCGCUUCUCGGUCGUUGUGGCGGCCUGCAAGCAGAGCCGCGGGAUUGGCGUCAGCAACCAGCUGCCGUGGCGGCUGCGCGGCGACAUGCAGUACUUCAAGCAGCUCACGCGCUCGACGCGCGACCCGACCAAGCAGAAUGCCGUCAUCAUGGGGCGCAAGACGUGGGAGUCGAUCCCCGAGAAGAUGCGGCCGCUGGGCGACCGGCUCAACGUCGUCAUCUCCGCCAACCCCGCCGCACGCGAGCUCUACGGCAUGGGCGACAAGGUCCUCCUCGCCACCUCGCUCGGCGACGCACUCCAGCAGCUCUGCGAGGGCGACUACGCGGCAUCGGUCGAGUCGGUCUUUGUGAUCGGCGGCUCGUCCGUCUACGCCGAAGCGGUCGACCUCCCCCAGCUCUGUGAGCGCGUCUACUACACCGAGGUCUCCAAACACGCGCCGCUCCGGGACGCCAACGGCGCCGCCCCUCCCGCCGCCGCCGCCGCCGUCGGCCCCGCCACAGAGGCCGCCGCCGCCGGCUGCGUCGGCGGCAGCGACGACCCGUUCGGGUGCGACACGCACUUCCCGCCGCUGCCGGCCGACACGUGGCGCCAGGCGAGCGCGUCGGCGCCGCGCGAUGAGAACGGUCUCUCUUACCGCUUCCUCGCCUUCGAGUCGCGCGAGAGCCCGCCAGCGGCGGCGCCGCACGAGGAGCUGCAGUACCUCGACCUGGUGCGCGAGGUGAUCGAAUCCGGCGUGUCGCGUCCUGACCGGACCGGCAUCGGCACGCGCGGCAAGUUUGGUGCGCAGAUGCGCUUCUCGCUGCGCGACCGCUUCCCCCUCCUCACGACAAAGACCGUCUUCUGGCGCGGCAUUUGGGACGGCAACUCGUCGCGCGACUACCUCGACUCGAUCGGCCUGACCGAGCGGGAGGUUGGCGACCUCGGGCCCGUGUACGGCUGGCAGUGGCGCCACUUUGGCGCCGAGUACACCGACAUGCACGCCGACUACACCGGCAAGGGAGUGGUCCGCGCGCUCAAGGAGAAGCCGUACGACCGGCGCAUCAUCAUGUCGGCGUGGAACCCAAAGGACUUGCCCAAGAUGGCGCUCCCCCCGUGCCACAUGUUUGCGCAGUUCUACGUGGCCAACGGCGAGCUCUCGUGCCAGAUGUACCAGCGCUCCGCCGACCUCGGCCUCGGAGUCCCAUUCAACAUCGCCUCGUAUGCGCUGCUCACCUGCCUGCUCGCGCACGUGACGGGGCUCAAGCGCGGCGACUUCGUGCACGUGAUUGGCGACGCGCACGUGUACAACAACCACGUCACCGCGCUGCGCGAGCAGCUCACCCGCGAGCCGCUCCUGUUCCCGCAGCUGCGCAUCUCCGACGCGGUGACGUCCAUCGAGGAGUGCACCUUUGCCGACCUGGAGCUCGUCGGGUACAAGUCGCACGGCAAGAUCAAGAUGGACAUGGCGGUCUGACGGCCUUCUCGCCUGCGGGGCGCUCGGCGCCUGCGCUCGCAUAGGGGAAACUAGGCCCUUUUCUCUUCUUGCGUGCGGAGGGCGGGUCAAUGCGGCGCGGAGGUCCGGAGGAGCGGCGCCAUGCUUGUUGCUUCGAGCCACCGAGAGGCACACGGCGCGACAAGCAGUGUGGACCGCCGGGGGAGUGAGAGAGAGAGAUGUGAGUGUCGCUUUUUCCGGGUGUUUUUGUGCUGUCUACUCUGUC
Messenger RNA from Emiliania huxleyi CCMP1516, 1765 nucleotides. RefSeq lists its product as hypothetical. The record is from RefSeq and is a predicted model, not a curated record. The transcript is spliced from 9 exons. Gene Ontology annotation, biological process: tetrahydrofolate biosynthetic process; one-carbon metabolic process; dTMP biosynthetic process. NCBI's taxonomy places the organism in Eukaryota, Haptophyta, Isochrysidales, Noelaerhabdaceae. The coding region runs from base 34 to 1521 and encodes 495 amino acids. Gene Ontology annotation, molecular function: thymidylate synthase activity; dihydrofolate reductase activity. Gene Ontology annotation, cellular component: cytosol; mitochondrion.